AUGGUUCUUGACUACAGCAAAUGGGACGCUCUGGAGCUUUCCGACGACUCGGACGUCGAGGUCCAUCCCAAUGUCGAUAAGAAGUCGUUCAUCCGCGCCAAGCAGGCCCAGAUUCACCAGCAACGAGAGCAGCGUCGCCAUGAGAUCAAGACCCUGAAGUACGAACGCAUUAUCAACGACGGACUUUUGUCGCGUAUUGAUAAGCUCUUGGAAUCUCUCAAGAAGCAUGAGGACUCAUCCGCCUCCCCAGAUGAGUUCAUUUUCCAAACUAUAAUGGACUUCGCGAGCAACCCCGCCGACGACCAAGCUCCCACCCCGCCUGAAGGGAUCUAUACACACGAACCGGAACAGCCCAAGUUCUCUCAGAUGAUGAGUUCUUUGGUAGAUCAGGUGAAGAAGGACUUUGAAGAGUCUAAGCCUGACAACCUGUUCAAGGCAUACAUCAAAGGUGUGACUGGACACUUGGAAAAGGUCCAGGGACUCCAAAAGGAAUUACUCGCAAAGCUCGCUCAGCUUGAGAAGGAAGAAGGCGCAAAGAUCACCAGUGAUCAGUUGCAUGAGGGCUUCAACCAAUCACAUGUCGCCAAGGCCCAGCAGGCGAAAGCUGCUUCUAAGAACAAGGAGAGCUCCGUUGAGCUGCUGAACCCGGGUGCGGGGAGCUCCGCAUCCAAGGCUGAUGAUGAGGGCGAGGACGAUGAUCCCGCCAAUGUCGAGAUCAGCCCUCUAGCAAAGAAGUUCGCUCACCUCAAGACUGGUGACUAUAAGGCCUACUUACAGUUCAUCUCGGCCAACCCGGAGAUUGUCGCCGAGAAGGAGACAGAUGGUCUGCUUGUUGAGGCAUUCAAUAGCCAGCUCAAGGGCGACGAGGACUAUGCCCGUCAAUGUGUCCACCAAGGUUUGCUUUUGCAAUACUGCCGGUCUCUUGGCCGUGACGGCAUCCAGCUGUUCUUCACUCGUAUCACCACCAAGGACCACCGCGCAUCAACCCUGUUCAUUAAUGACGUGAAUGAUACCUACUUCCGCAUCAAGUCUCGCGCUGCUGAACUCAGCAAGGAGAACUCGGCAUCUAAUGAUCCCGCUGGUGUAGAGCAAAUCCAGCUACACGCCGUUGACCCCAACACCAAGAUCACUAUCAAUCUCCCCGCUGCCAAUAGCGAGGAUCCUACUGAGAUCGAGGUGCGUAAAAUCUUCGACGCUUUCCCUGCGGACUUGCAGAAGGCACUGGAGACCGAGUCCCUGGAUGAGGUGAACAAGGUUCUCGGCAGGAUGACUGUCGAGGAGGCGGAGGUUGUCGUGGAGCAAUUGGGCAACGGCGGCAUGCUCAGCCUCGAGGAAGGCAUUGUCGAUGCUACAACGGAAGAGGGCCAGAAGAAGCUGAAGGAGUUGGAGGCAGAGGGCAAGGAGGUUGGCGAACCUGGUGGCGAUGUUACCGAACUUGACUAA
Messenger RNA from Penicillium canescens, 1443 nucleotides. RefSeq names its product Hsp90 co-chaperone CDC37. The record is from RefSeq and is a predicted model, not a curated record. Bases 1 to 1443 code for a protein of 480 amino acids. The transcript has 2 exons. Gene Ontology annotation, molecular function: protein-folding chaperone binding; protein kinase binding; heat shock protein binding. Lineage: Eukaryota; Fungi; Ascomycota; Eurotiomycetes; Eurotiales; Aspergillaceae. Gene Ontology annotation, cellular component: cytoplasm. Gene Ontology annotation, biological process: protein stabilization; protein folding.